Molecule: messenger RNA, 189 nt
Organism: Dentiscutata erythropus
Lineage: Eukaryota; Fungi; Glomeromycota; Glomeromycetes; Diversisporales; Gigasporaceae
Source: the annotation of a GenBank genome assembly
AUGGGAAUCGUUACUAUGUGGAUGAUUCUCAAGCAAAAAAUUUCCGAAGAACUCUCCACGCAUGUUACCAAAAUUAAGCAUGAAAUCGCAGAUGAUCUCUUUGCAUGUGGUACUAAGAUCACCAAUGAACUUAACGGAAAAAAUAAUACAACUAUUACUGCGGAAAUCAAAAGAAUUCUUACUGAUGAU